UUUAUUUUAUUAUCUUUCUAUUUUAUUCAUAUUAAUUCAUGAAGAACUAAUAAGUUAUGGGAAAGAAGAAAAAUGUUGACAACAGCAUUACUUUACUUGUUCAUUUAGAGUUAGAAGAUGCAACACAGCUUACUCAAUUUGAAUACGAGUGUGCCAUUUUAUCAGCAUUAGAAUCUCUUCAUGGUCAGAUUGGUUCUGCAAUUAAUUUUGAUAUAGAAAGCUAUGAUCAAAGUUUUGCUAAAUUGACUCUGAAUAAAAGUGAUAUGAUAAAGUUUUGGAGCGCUCUUUCAUUAUAUGGCUAUUAUGAGGGGAAAAGGUGUGCGUUUCGUGUGGCUUAUGAUUGUCAAAAAAUAAAUCAUUAGAAGGUUUUGAAGAAAGAAGACAUAAAAUUUUCUUUUUUAAUUUUUUUUUUUUUAGUUGUAAAAUUACUUUUUUUUGUUGAUAUUUUAAAAAAUUUUCUUGUGUUAAAA
Messenger RNA from Hydra vulgaris (swiftwater hydra), 470 nucleotides. RefSeq names its product ribonuclease P protein subunit p14. Gene Ontology annotation, molecular function: ribonuclease P RNA binding; ribonuclease P activity. Gene Ontology annotation, cellular component: multimeric ribonuclease P complex; nucleolus. Gene Ontology annotation, biological process: tRNA 5'-leader removal. The record is from RefSeq and is a predicted model, not a curated record. NCBI's taxonomy places the organism in Eukaryota, Metazoa, Cnidaria, Hydrozoa, Anthoathecata, Hydridae.